AUGAAACUUACCCCUGAUCUUUUACCUGAUGGAAUAUUAGAUUUUGACGGAACAAUUACUGAAAAAACUGACGAUUCAAGAACCCCAAAAUUCUCUGGUGAAAUUUCAAUUCCUGAUGAUUUAUUUAAA
Molecule: messenger RNA, 129 nt
Organism: Racocetra persica
Lineage: Eukaryota; Fungi; Glomeromycota; Glomeromycetes; Diversisporales; Gigasporaceae
Source: the annotation of a GenBank genome assembly